CAAUUCGCUUCGUUCGGCUGAAAGUAACCAACGGAACACUCGCCAACCCGAACCAGCUGUAAAUAAACGUAAACAUUAGUAGUUUUAAUGAACGUAAAUUAUUAUUCGUCAAAUUUUCGGUUGAAAUAGUGCACACCUAAUCGAUCCUGUUUAAUUCGAACCCGCUUUUAAAUAAUUUAGCAGUGAGAAAAUGGUGAUUCACUAAAAUCAAACUAGCACAGAAAACGUUCUCCCCUCGUGGGAGAGGGCAAACCAACCAUCACAACAAAGCGCACACGGGGAGAGCCGUACAGCAGCGGAUUCGGUUUCUACGUUGAUAGACUCUACUAGACUGAUUGAUAGUAAUGAUAACGCUAACUCGAAAAAAGAAGGAAUCCGGUGGCGCGAUGGUGGAUUCGUCAAAACGAAUUUCCAUCCGAGAGUUCCUGCUGGUGAAGGAAGUGCAGGAGCUGGAGCAAAACCUGCCAUGCACCUGCAAAAUCACCUUCCAGGACCCGAACGUGCUAAGCGAUUUCACACUGGUCAUAACGCCAAACGAGGGAUUUUGGCAGGGCGGACGAUUCAAGUUCAGUUUGCAUGUUCCCGAAGAAUACAACAUGGCUCCUCCGAAAGUGAAAUGCCUUACAAAACUGUGGCAUCCAAACAUUUCUGUCGAGGGAGAUAUUUGCCUUUCAUUGCUCCGGCUAAAUUCGAUAGAUGGACUGGGUUGGGCCCCAACGCGAAGGCUGAAAGACGUGAUUUGGGGAUUAAACUCAUUGUUUACGGACCUGCUCAAUUUCGACGAUCCGUUGAACAUCGAAGCAGCGGAACAGUACUCAAAGGAUAAGGACAAGUUUCAGGCAAAAGUACGGGAGUACGUCUCGGCGCACGCUCGUAGAUAAUAAGGUUCAGAAUGAGAGGAAAUAUAUCAACAAAACAAGUCAACAAGUUGCGGUAAGUAAGUAAAAGACGAGUGUGUGAUAAACUUCUUCAAACCGUUCCAAAUUGCUAUCACUCAGCCUGUUACCAAUGCUGAUGAUAGACUCGAGCGUUGACAGUGCAGAUGUCAGUAAAUUAGUUUGUAUAGUUAUCACUGCAAAGAAGCUUCAAUUUUCUAAUUUCGAUUCCAUGCAGAGCGUACUAUUUCACUGUGAAUAUUAUUUGGAAACUUGACUGACCGGGAAAUUCAAUGAGCUAGAAUAUAUAUUUUUUUUGGAAUCAAGAACCAUGUUUUCUGUAUGGCGCAUCAUAUUUUUUGACAGUAUAAACCGGAGGGCGGUUAUCGAAGUUGUUUAUUUGUAGUUUGUUACGACAUUUACCAUCGUCAAAACCAUACCAAGUCCCUUAAAGCAACAAAAACGGCAAACAUGUAUAACGUAUAAAUCUCGAACCCAUGUUCAUAGUUUUUAAAUGCAUGGAAAUGAUAUCAAAGAACCGGUUGAAAAUCGCAAAGGCAGUUGUAAAAAAGAACACGAAAGUCAGGAAAACGUUCAAUGUGUUUCCAAUUGUUCGUUUUCUUUUGUUGUAAUUAGCAUUCUUUAUACUCGUAACGAUCUAACUUAAAUGAAAACUGAUUAAUUGAUAACUAGUAAUAAAGAAAAUCAUUUCAAGUGAAACAACAUUA
This is a messenger RNA of Wyeomyia smithii (pitcher-plant mosquito), 1603 nucleotides long. Its product is annotated as NEDD8-conjugating enzyme UBE2F-like. NCBI's taxonomy places the organism in Eukaryota, Metazoa, Arthropoda, Insecta, Diptera, Culicidae. The transcript has 3 exons. The record is from RefSeq and is a predicted model, not a curated record. The coding region runs from base 345 to 881 and encodes 178 amino acids.